AUGCUUCGGCGCCGCGAGGCCCGCGGCGAACGCAUCAACGGCACGCGGGUCGCGGAGCAACAUGCUGCUCACGAACCAGAUGGUGUUCUUCUGGGCCUCCCCGAGGGCGAGGAGGCUGACGUGGCUGAGGAUGGCAACAGCGACGAAGGCCUUCAAAGUGGAUAUCCGGGUGGAGCGGACGAGUGGGAGGAGAUCUUCGCCUGCCCGCUCAGCAUCCGCUUCACGCAGGACAAAAUCCACCCCUUCUUCUACCGUCGCGGGCCGAUUGUCAACGUCCUUCCCAAGAUCAGAGCCGUCCCCAGCUCGGAGGGUGAUGACGAGGUGCUGGACUUGGUUCCGCCCUUUGCGCCCAUCCACUGCCUUCAGAAGGCCAAUGGCAUCCAAUCCAACGACUGCCCUGAUGUUUCAAGAGACUGGUGCGGACUGCAGGCGCGCUCGGAUCGCAGGCACUGUAGUUCCCGCGGGCCAUGGCGGAUGCGUGUGCGCCGCGUGCGCUGGGCGAUCUCGCUUCCCAUGGGCAACGGCUUCGGCUUCGUCGGCUUCGGCUUCAACCGGCGGGCCGCGGUCUCGAACGUGGCAGGCGCGAGCUCGAGCUCGAGCUCCUCGUCGAUCUCCUUGUGCGUGCCUGCCCAGCUCACGGAGGAGGUCUACACAGCCCUCGCUGAGGCAGAUUGCAUCCCUCGGCGUUGGCACCCCGAAGGCCGCGAAGGCCUCUCCAUUCAGGCGGUACAAGUUCCGGAGCAGCCUGCGAAGCGGCUGUUGCCGCUCCUGGAGGGGUCGCAAGACAGGCGAGAGGUCCAGAGUCCAGCGUCGCGAUUUCAAGAUUCGUGCCGUGCCCCUUUUGAAGGCUUCCUGGGCUGGUGUCCGCCUUGCUGUGUCUCUGAUGCAAUGGAUGGCUUUGCGCGGCCUGAGCUCGGCUUGACUAGGUCGGAGGGCCGGGCGGAGUUGGUGAGGAAGACGACGGAGUGGCGCAGCGGGCCGGGCCGGGCGGGCCGGGCGGGCCGGGCGGGCGGGUCGAAACGGCGGCCCGGGCCGGUGAAGGACUUGCAGUCGAUACCUUUCCUGAGCCCCGAGGCGCUUCGCGGCGGGAGCUUUCGGUUUGCGGAGCUCUUCGCGGGGAUCGGAGGGUUUCGUCUCGGGCUCGAGAGUCUGGGCGGGCGCUGCGUCUUCGCCUCGGAGAUCGAGCCCUUCACCCGGGAAGUCUACGCGCUGAACUUCGGGACUCGCCCGGAAGUCCGUGGAGACAUACAGAUGAUCCAGGAUGAGGAGAUCCCGCCCCACGACAUGCUGGUGGCAGGCUUCCCGUGCCAGCCCUUCUCCGGGCUGGGGGAGCAGCCUGGUUUGGAGGACCCGAAGGGGCGGGGCCUUCUCUUUCGGGAGGUCUGCCGCGUCUUGAGAGCCCGUCAGUGUCCCCUCUUCCUGCUCGAGAACGUGCCUGGCCUGGCAGAGACUGAUGAGGGCAAGGCUUUGAAGGCUAUCAAGGAAGAGCUGACGGCUUGCAACUACGAUGUGGUCUUGAGGACGCUCAACGCCAAAGCCUUCACCGCCCAGUCUCGGAAGAGGAUCUUCUUCAUCGGCUUUCGCCAGGACCUUGGCUUGGCCAAGCCGGCCAUCGAGAUUCCAGACUUUCCGGACUUGAACUUACGGGCCAGGGACAUAUUCGAGCCGGAAGAAGAGCUGAAAGCUUCACUACUGCAAGCAUACACUCUUUCGGAGGAGCACUUCCGAAAGCUUCAGGGAUGCAAGAAGUGGUCCAGGCGAGGCGGCAUGACGGACACCCUGGCUUGGGGGGACAAGGUCUGCUCCACGCUGGUUGGUCACUACGGUACCAGCAUUUCGAGGGGCAAUUCACAGCUCGUCCCACGGCCAGCGCCCCACCUUCCUCGACGCUUCAGCCCUCGGGAGUGUGCGAGGCUCAUGGGCUUUCCUGACAGCUUCAAGCUCACGGAUUAUUCUGAGAGUUCGGGUCAACCGGCCGUGUGGUUCCGCAGACUCUACAAGAUGUUCGGGAACAGCGUCUGCCCGCCCUUGGUGGCCACUUUGGCCAGCGCCAUGCUGGACCACGCCAGUUGGGGCAAGGAAGGUGCAGCCCGGGCCCCUUUGUGGUCGCAGCUCGGUCGCUCAGCCGCUCUGAACCUUGCUUUGAGCUCUGUGGCACCAGGCCCUCGCCAGGAGAUCCAGAAGGCUCUCCAUGCUUCCUGGCAGGCCUGGCAGGCCUUGCACACCGAGGAUCACCCAGAGGAUGGUUGA
This is a messenger RNA of Symbiodinium sp. CCMP2592, 2250 nucleotides long. The record is from the annotation of a GenBank genome assembly. Lineage: Eukaryota; Dinophyceae; Suessiales; Symbiodiniaceae.